AGGAGAGUGGUUUGGAUUUUGAAACCCACACAUGAGAAAUUAUUGUGAAGGCAUUAUCACUGAAAGAAGGAUUCCACAUGUGGAGCCACACAAGUGGAUCCCAAGAUGUUUCACUUAUGAGAUUUUCAGAAUACGGGAGAGCAUGAGCUGCAAAGGUCUGCAAGAGAUGAAGUUGGUCUGCUUUCUUACUUUCAUGAUAGUACUUGCAACAUCUUCUUUUGCGAAGCUUGAAGAAUACAAGCUAUCAGCCAAUCAGUCCAGCAUACUGCUGAACUUAUAUCAUGUUCACGGUGAUGCCUCCUCUCUCGAGCCAAACUCUUCCUCAUCUUUCUGUGAUAUACUCUCGCGUGAUGAAGAACAUGUUAAGUUUCUCAGUAGUAGAUUGCGAAAGAAAGAUGUCCAGGGUGCCUCCUUUUCCCGCCACAAAUCAGGUCAUCUCCUAGAACCAAAUUCAGCCAACAUCCCCCUGAAUCCUGGUUUGUCUAUUGGCUCUGGUAACUAUUACCUGAAGUUAGGCCUGGGCUCCCCACCCAAGUACUAUACCAUGAUUCUUGACACUGGUAGCUCUCUCUCCUGGCUUCAGUGCAAGCCUUGUGUUGUAUACUGUCACAGCCAGGUUGACCCUCUCUUUGAACCCUCUGCAUCUAAUACCUACAGACCCCUAUACUGCAGCUCCUCGGAGUGUUCUUUGCUCAAGGCUGCCACUUUGAAUGACCCUUUGUGUACUGCUUCUGGUGUGUGCGUGUACACAGCCAGCUAUGGUGAUGCAUCUUACUCAAUGGGCUACUUGAGUCGAGAUCUUCUGACUUUAACACCAUCGCAGACCUUGCCAAGUUUCACAUACGGAUGUGGGCAGGAUAACGAGGGUUUAUUUGGAAAAGCAGCUGGUAUCGUAGGGCUAGCCCGUGACAAGCUGUCAAUGUUAGCCCAAUUGUCCCCCAAAUAUGGAUAUGCCUUCUCCUACUGUCUUCCUACUUCUACCUCUUCUGGAGGAGGUUUUUUGUCCAUUGGAAAAAUUUCUCCGUCCUCUUACAAGUUCACGCCCAUGAUUAGAAAUUCUCAGAAUCCCAGCCUGUACUUUUUGAGGCUGGCAGCAAUUACUGUGGCUGGAAGGCCUGUGGGAGUGGCUGCUGCCGGGUACCAGGUCCCCACCAUCAUAGACUCUGGCACUGUUGUUACACGACUUCCAAUAUCCAUAUAUGCUGCGUUAAGAGAGGCCUUUGUAAAGAUCAUGUCCAGGAGGUAUGAACAAGCCCCGGCGUACUCCAUACUGGACACAUGCUUCAAGGGAAGUUUAAAGAGCAUGUCAGGUGCACCUGAGAUUCGAAUGAUUUUUCAAGGAGGUGCAGACCUCUCUCUUAGGGCCCCCAACAUCCUGAUAGAAGCUGAUAAAGGUAUCGCUUGUUUGGCCUUCGCAAGUAGCAACCAAAUUGCCAUCAUUGGAAAUCAUCAACAACAGACUUAUAACAUUGCCUAUGACGUCUCUGCUUCAAAAAUUGGGUUUGCUCCUGGCGGCUGCCGAUGAUCAGUUGUUUAAUGACUGAAUAAAGAACCAACAGCUGGAUAGACUGCUAUAGUGUUGCCAUCUGCAUGUAGGUUGCUUUUCGAAGUGAUAAAUCAUGUCAAAAAAGGGAGUUGGUAUACAGGAAUUGCUUGUGUGACAAAAUAAUAUUUGUACUGGAAUGAACAUGUAGAAUUUGCA
Molecule: messenger RNA, 1702 nt
Organism: Ricinus communis (castor bean)
Lineage: Eukaryota; Viridiplantae; Streptophyta; Magnoliopsida; Malpighiales; Euphorbiaceae
Product: aspartyl protease family protein At5g10770
Exons: 3
Coding region: 32-1525 (497 amino acids)
Biological process (GO): proteolysis
Molecular function (GO): aspartic-type endopeptidase activity
Source: RefSeq, a predicted model, not a curated record